AUGUUGAGGAUACUUUGGUGCGCCCUUGCUCGUGUAGCAUGGGGCGCUUGCCUGGAGAAUGCCAUCCCGUUCGAGCAGCGCUUGAACAUCACGGUUGAUGGACGGUCCAUGCCCGUGGGCGUUGCCUAUGGAACCUGGAACUCCAACGAGCUGGUGAGUAAGGUCUUCGGGAUUCUCGUCGAAGAAGUAGCGGGAUACCACGUGGUCUAUAACCGCGAAAGUGGCAGUGCGGAGAUGAUUCGAACCUUGGGGGGCUGUCCGCCCUCGAUGACGAACUUCAGCCAGUGCCGGACAGACCCCAGGAGGUCUCAUUUCACCUUGGAGAACUGGGAAGACACCGUGACGGUGGAAUGGGACAUGAUCUUUCGCGAGAUGGGCGAGUUCGCGCCGGUGAACUUGGGCUCUGCAGGCUACUCCGGCUACGACGGGGUCUACAUCUUGCAGGAUGCCAGGGAGAGAUGUCAGGCAGAGACGGGCUUGCAGCUCUCCUACUACAGCAACUUCAAUGCCAGCUGGUUCCACCCUGACCGCUACGCAGCCACCGUGGCCAUGAUUGCUCCUCACCGGGUCAUGAACUGCACGGUGGGAGUGAACUUCUUCCACCCCGAGUACGCCAAGGAGUACGUGAGGGCGACGGGUGACACCCAAGCCACUGAGGAGGUGGAUGGCCGGUUGGUGCUGAAAUGCUUCCAGGAACGCUGGUUUGUGGCGCCCAGCUGCCGUGGCAACGCCUCCAACUGCGUGGCCGUGGUGACUUCAGGUGCGGGCUGGGGCCUGCACUUCAUGAUCCAGCAGGCCUACUUUCACAACAUGCCACUGGCUUUUGCCUCUGCGGAGUGGGAGGAGUACAUCGAUAUCAACCUCGAAUUCCAGUCGGCAUUAUACUGGUGGAGGCCUGAUGAGACUUUUGUGCUCCAACGCGGGAUGGCGGUGGUCUUCCCAUCCCAUAGCGUGUCGGAGUACAAGGCUGGCAUCUACCGGACUUCCCAAAAGGAACUGACCUUGCGGAAGUAUGCGGCUGCCGGCUUGGAUGUGGUGGCAGAUCGAGUCUAUGGACUGGCAGAGAAUCUGAACAUCGGGGAUGGCGACAUGGCGAACUUGCUGUACCUCCAUGCCCAGAGCCAAGCGGUCAACAAUGGGACAGCACCCGAGACCUGGGACACUGCCUGUAGGUGGAUUUUGUCGAACACAGAUGCGUGGCAAAGUUGGGUUCCGUAUCAAACGGUUUGCGCCGUGGGUAAAGGCCUGGUGGAUCUGCAAAACAACUUUGUCUCACUGAGGAGCGAGGCGGUCAACUGCGCGGUGUGUCCUCCGGGCUUCGCCUCUUUGAAGAGCCAGUCGACUCGGGUGUGCUCCAAAUGCCAGCCCGGCUUCUACCAGAACUCCUUCCGCGCUGCCGAGUGUUUGCCCUGUGAGCCUGGGACCAUCUCCUCCGAAGCGGGCUCGCAUCAUUGCACGCCCUGCAGCUUGGGCAGCUUUGCCAAUCGCAGUGGCAUGUUAGCGUGCGACCGCUGUGGGAAUGGAAGCCAAGAGGAGCUUUGGACCACCAGCAUGCAGGUGGAUGUGUAUGAGGAGACCACCUGGAUUCAGGUUCAAGGGGCCAGCUCAGCGCAGUUUUGCUUCUGCGUUGAGGGCAGCUUCCUCUGGCAGGGGAGGUGCCAACAGUGUACCACCGGGUCCUACUGCCGGGGCUCCAACCAGCUCGAGGUGUUGCCGGGCUACUUCUCUUCGUCGGUGGCGCCGGGGGAGAUCUACAAGUGUCUCUCCGCGAGCCACUGCCCCGGGGGCAAGCCGGGCACCUGCACCGUUGGGCGUGACCCUGACUCAUUGGGUUGCAGUAGCUGUUUGAGCAUGCUGCGCGCGAAGGAUGGAGGCUCCUGUGGAGAGUGUGACAAUGGGGACUAUCUGCUGGCGGUGGCAUCUGUGGCAGCAGUCUUCAUCGGUGUCGGGAUCAUCUACUAUGUUCUCUUCCAGGAGCAGAAGGUGAGCCAGCCUGGGCCUUUGCUCAUCACCAUCACCAGCGUCACCCAGUUGUUGACCACGGUGCAGAUCCUGAGUGUGGUACAUCUCUUUGACAUCCCUUGGCGAGAGCCAUUCGCAAGCAUCCUGGAGUUCUUGAAGAUUUUCAACUUCAACUUGGAUGUCCUGUCCAUCGCAUGCCUCACUCCUCUGGACUCCUUGGGCGAAUAUGUCCUGCGCGUUUGCUUGAUGCCAGUACUCAUGCUGGUUGCACUGCUGGUGCACUUUGGUUACUUGCUCUUCUUUCAUCGGCCGAUGAGCCUGCGAAACCUGAAGCUCAGCCAACUCUUCCGCACCAUUGGCACCAUUUUCAUGAUCUGGUUCAUCAUUGUCUUCUCCCUGCUGCUGGAGCCUUUCCAGUGCUAUGAGCAUCCCAAUCAGGUGCUGACCUUGAAGCACAUGUAUCAAUCGGUGCUCUGCAAUGGUCAAGGGCGGCACAUGCACAUGUACAUCAUUGGCGGCGUGGCCUGUGCCAUGCCUAUGGGCUUCCUGGUCUUUUGCACCUGGAUUGUGUUGGUGGAGAUCCCGAAAGGAAUCGCGCAGGUGGACACCAGCGCGCUGGAUGCCUAUUUCUUCCUCAUCCGAAGGCUCCGUCCCGGCGCGGAAAUCUUCUCCGUGCUCUUCCAGGUGCGAAAUCUCUUCGUGGUCUUGUGCCCGUUGGUUCCUUCCAUGUCAGGGAAGAUAGUAGCUCUCAACCUAGUGCUGGGCGCCAACCUGAUCGCGGUGGUUUAUGUGCUUCCCUGGCGCUCAGCAGUCUCCAACUUCUUAGACGUUGUAUUGCUCUGCGGGCUCUUAGGGAUCACGGAAAUGGCUGCCUUGUUCGUACAGGACGUGGAUGCGAGCAAUGACAUUUGGGUCAUCAUGGCAUGCCUGUCGUUGAUGGUUCUGGGUAUUUUGGGCGCCGUCGGCUUUGGCAUCUACAAGGCUAUUAGACAGAAGUUUCGGAAGGAGUUCAAGUUCUUCUUAUGUCACCAUAAAGCUGCCUCGGGGUCGAUGGCUCGACUGUUGAAGAUCGAGCUGCAGAAUCGCAGCCCUGGCAGCAAGACCUUCGUUGAUAGUGAUGACCUGAUGAAUCUCACACGGCUCUUCAGUUACGUGGCCCAGGACACGGACACCUUCGUGGUGCUCGGGAGCCCCGCGAUCUUCACGCGGAAGUGGUGCAUGGGGGAGAUGGCCACGGCCUUUACAAACGAGGUUCGUACCGUCCUCUUGGCCUGGCCGACCAUGGUCUUGCCCGACGAGCAGUUCAUCGAGAACUACCGGUCCACUGUGCCGGACAUCAAAGAGCUCACCAAGUUCGGGAUCAGUUUGACGGAUGUGAGGAAGACCCUACGCAAUUUGGUGAAUGUGGAGACGCUCUGGCUCCCAGGCUUGCUCACGGAUGCGGCGGUGAAGCAUCUGGUGCAGUCUCUCACGGGACAUCGUGGAAGUACCAACCUCACGCCGAGGGUGAGCGGGCUCAACAACCCGGAGAGCCCCUCCAACUCGAUGGUGGUGCCCAUCAUGGUGGAUCCAAAGAACAUCGAAAGCGUGGCGGCAGCCCUGGUCUUGCAGCAUCUCCUGAGGCCACUGCUCUUGAGACACAUGAUGCUCCCCUGCGUCAUGCGGGAAGGGCAGCAGCUGCCCACCGAAGCCAAGAGCACGAUUCUCAUUUGUAGCGAGAACUGCUUUCUCUCGAGCCAGAUGCAACAGUGGCUCCUUCAAGCCGGGAAAGUGCAGUCGUGCAGCAUCAUUCCAGUGAUUGCAGAGGACAAUUUCCUCGUACCUUCGCCCAGCUUUUUCAGCGACCUUGCGGCGACCACCUCGCAAAGCUCUUCGACUUCUUUGGUCCAUGCUGAAAUGGCGGCCUAUACGCAGGUGAUCCGUGCGGUCUUCCAAGAGAUCGCCAUCCUCUUCGUGCCGCAGAACACGGCAUCGACUCAGGAAGACUUGGAGCUGCGCGCCAACAAAGCGGCACAGCGGUUGUUAAACCCUCCCUUGUCCGUGGCAGACAAGCUUCGGCGGUUCAGUGUUUUCAGUGUGACCAACUCGCACCUCUCGCUGGACACUCCCACUUCCAAUGGUGCCCCUGCACAAGUUCUUUACAUGCAGCCCUUGGAGACAGUCCCGUCCAUGGACUUCUCCUUUGCGCUGCGGCCCGCCAUGGGUUCCGUACCCACGACACCUCGCUCUGAUGGGGCGGGGCGGACUGCCAACGUCCAACGUGACCCCGUCACGAUUUGGGCUUUCUUUCCGGAUCUCCUCUGGGCCACCGACCAAUUGGUUCUGGGGCCUCGUUUCCGCGGCAACAGGAUGGCCAACAGCUGCAGGAUUUCCUUAAGCAGAUUAGCCAGAGGCCAAGUCUGGGUUGCAAAAGCUUCUCGACCCUCUUGUGCGCCCAGCCAGCCACCCUUGAGUGGGCUGGGGAAACUCAGCUGGAGGGAGCUGGAGCUGGACUUCAGUGUGAAUGCCCUGCAAAAGCAGAUCCUCAGCCGGAUGUCGGGCCGGGCUCGGCCCGGGGAGGUUUGUUGCAUCCUUGGCGGUUCCGGCGCAGGCAAGAGCACGCUGCUGAACGUGCUGGCUGGGAGGCAGCUCACCUCUCGUGUCUUCCACAUCGAUGGCGAUCUCCGGGUGAACGGCCGCUCCGUGGAGCCCUGGCGCUUGCGACCCCGCGUGGCCUAUGUGAUGCAAAAGGACGAGUUCUUCGCCACCGAAACCCCUCGAGAGGCGAUCCUCUUCUCGGCCCGGCUGCGGCUUCCAGCGAACGUGCUGAACCUCCUCGAGGAGAAAGGGAUCGACAGUUACAUCUCUCAGCUUUUGGAGAACCUGGGCCUCUCUGGUUGCUGCGACCGGCGCAUUGGCGGUGCCAGCUUGAAUGGCAUUAGCAACGGCGAGCGCAAACGAGUGAGCAUCGGAGUGGAACUGAUUACCAGGCCUUCGAUCGUGUUUUUGGACGAGCCGACGACGGGGUUGGACUCCUUCAGCGCUUGGCAGGUGAUGCGGAUCGUCAAGGAUCUGGCGGAUAGUGGAUGUACUGUCGUGUGCACCAUUCACCAGCCGUCCUCGGAGAUCUUCGCCUUGCUCGACCGCGUGAUUUGUCUCUGUCACCAGCGUGCCAUCUUUCACGGCCCAGCCACUGAACUGUCCCGCUGGCUGGAGAGGUCUGGAAGACACGUCCCGCGGGAUUACAACCCUGCGGACUACGUGAUGUUCCUCAUGGAGACUUUGCCGCGCAGCGAGUUGGAGGCUUUGUGCGACAAGAGCCGCGUGAGUCGCGACAGCAGCUUUCGCCCCAGCGCGGAUGGAGGGGCAGCGCCCCGGCUGGAUCCCUCGAAGAUGCGGAAGUCCUUUGGGCUGCAGGUCUGGUGCCUCACUCAGAGGGAGUGGCGUAACUUGAGGCGAGAUAGUGCCUCGUUGAAGCUCCGCUUCGUGCUGACGGCCUUUCUCACUAUCCUCUUUUCUCUGGUCUUCUCGGCUGUGGGAGAGCACCCCAUUUUGCAGCGGCUGCGGCGGAAAGGGCCCUUGCAUUCGCUCCUGGUGCACCCCAAGCUACGGCGAGUGCAGCGCUUGGUCUAUGCAAAUGAAGUGACCUUGUUGCAACAGCUGCAGCAAGAGAUCGAGUACCACUACAAGGCGGUGGUGCAAGUGGGCUUCACGGCGAUGUUCAGUGCGUCGCAACCCACGAUCUUGAGCUUUCCCUUGGAGCGCCCGGUCUUCCUGCGGGAGUACUCCUCCAACAUGUAUGGGACCUUAGCUUAUUUCCUCUCAAAGAUGCUAGUAGAGGUGCCACUGGGAGCCGGGCAAGCUCUGCUGGCCUUGAGCAUCUCUCACCAUUUCAUGAGGUUUCAGGGCGAGUUCUGCGAGAUGUGGGCGACGGUCUGCCUGCUGAACGCCUGUGCCGUCUCCUUCUCUCUCUUGAUCGGCUGCCUGGUGCGCUAUCCUCGCGAGAGUGGUGCCAUUGGCCCGUUGGUCUUCGUGCCGCAGCUCUUAAUGUCAGGGACCUUCAUCCCGGUCCAGGCAAUCCCGCAGUUCCUGCGGUGGAUGCAGUACGUGAGCUUCCUUCAGUAUGCUGUGAAGCUCCUGGCCAUCGUCGAGUUCCGAAGGACCGACCCGAUGCUUCAGAGGCUCAUCUUCCGGACCAUGGAGGUGGACCCGGAGUUGACGAGGGUCUAUGUGACGACCUUGCUUUCGAUGUGUUUGGCCUUCGCGCUCUUGGCGAUCAAGCUCUUGCAUGGGAAGGGAGACCCCAUGGUGGAGAGAAGCGCCGAUGUGAGAGGAGGUGUCCACGUCUGUUCCGUGCGGAGAAAAGAGGCGGUAGACUUGGACAAAGCCUCACCGGUGGAAGGUUUGUUGGACUCGGUGGCCAAAUGGGCGAAGGACACGUGGUAUUUGGGGCCAACCAGAGCUCGCCCGAGCCCCUUCAAGGCGCCGCUGUUGUCGCGAGAGCGCGUGGGCAGCGAUGACCACAGCACCCUCGCACGCGCCUCUCUGGUGCUCGGCACGACCGACCAGCGGAUUCGGGCCCGCUCCGAGGUUGGCCCUGAGAGAAAGACAUCGGUCUCAGAGGAGACCUCAGCCGGCUUCGGCUCUUCCUCAGUGCCCAUUACCCGAUGCCCUGGGCCCUCCGGGAGAUGCUAUUCGGUGGCGGUCCACCAAAGCAUCGGAGACAGGAAGACGCAGGAAGACCGCUACACCUUAGUGCCCCGCCUAGAUCCCAGUCUGGAUGUAGCGAACUCCUUCUUCGGUGUCUUCGAUGGCACCGUGGGCGACUUUGCUUCCCACACUGUCAAGGAUUUGGUCGUCCCGAAGCUCUUGGAGUCACCCCAUUGGAAGGCUUUUCGCCAAAGUUACCCCGCCAAGCCAGCGGAAGAGGAGCGCCUCCUAAGCGAGGCCUUCCACGACAUGUACAGAAUGGCAGAUGCUGCCUUAUUGACACAGUGCGCCAGAUAUACGCAGCACUACGCGACGUGUACCUCGGUCACGGUGCUCAUCGUGGGGGACUUGCUGGUCGUCGGGCAUCUGGGCGAUAGCCGGGUGAUCCUGGUCAAGGAGGAGGAGGCUGGCUCUGGAAUCCUGGUCGGUGAACAGCUAACCCUGGACCACAAGCCAGACCUUGACUGUGAGCGGCAGCGCAUUGAGCAAUGCGGCGGUAUGGUGGAGCGCUUGCAGAACCAUGGGAACAAACCCUUCAUCCGCGGGGGUGACUUCAUAAUGCGCAAGGCGUUGGGCGAACAGCCCAUGCAGCUGCAAUACUCUCGAGCCUUCGGGGCAAAGGACUUGAAGAUCUUCGGCCUGAGUAGUGUUCCGGACGUCAAGAUCAUCCGGAUGGACUCCGGUGCGGUGAAGAAUGUGCGCUUCUUGGUCUUGGCCUCUGAUGGCCUGUGGGACGUCAUGAGCGCUCAAGAGGCUGCUCGACAGCUGCAGGAGGCGAUCGCCCAUCGGCAGCACCCGGCGGAGUGCUUGGUCCAGGCAGCGCUCAACACCCAGGGCCGCUUGGGUGGCCGCGCGGACAACAUCACGGCCGUCACCGUGCAAUUCGAUUGA
Molecule: messenger RNA, 7542 nt
Organism: Durusdinium trenchii
Lineage: Eukaryota; Dinophyceae; Suessiales; Symbiodiniaceae
Source: the annotation of a GenBank genome assembly